AUGGAGACAACAAAAGUAAAUCUUUCCAUAGCAGUUUCUUCUCUUUUCAUCUUUUCUUUUGCUGUUUCUGUUACAGCUAGCCUCUCUUUCGACUUCUAUGCAGCUUCAUGCCCUUCAGCUGAGUUUAUCAUAAGAAACACAGUUAGUUCAUCCACUUCUAAUGAUCCUUCCAUUCCUGGAAAGCUCCUUCGCUUGGUUUUCCAUGAUUGCUUCGUGGAGGGAUGUGAUGCAUCUUUGAUGCUACAAGGGAAUAAUACAGAGAAAAAUGAUCCAGGAAAUAGGUCUGUUGGAGGAUUUUCAGUUAUAGAAUCAGCAAAAAGAGUCCUUGAGAUCUUUUGCCCUGGAACCGUUUCUUGUGCAGACAUAAUUGCUCUAGCUGCUAGAGAUGCUGUUGAAGUUGCUGGUGGACCAAUGAUUGAGAUUCCUACUGGUAGGAGAGAUGGGAUGGUUUCAGCUGCUUCAAAUGUCAGACCCAACAUUGUGGACACCAGUUUUACAAUGGAUGAGAUGGUUAAGCUCUUUUCCAAUAAAGGAUUAUCCUUACUUGAUCUUGUGGUCCUUUCAGGAGCUCAUACCAUAGGAACCGCUCAUUGCAACUCAUUCAGGGAUCGUUUUCAAGAAGACUCGAAGGGAAAGCUUAGGCUCAUUGACAAAACCCUUGACAGUAGCUAUGCUAAUGAGCUUAUGAAACAGUGUCCAAUAGGUGCAAUGCCAUCUGUAACGGUGAACAAUGAUCCUGAAACAUCUAUGGUCUUCGACAAUCAGUAUUAUCGAAAUCUUCUAGACCACAAAGGGCUAUUCCAGUCAGAUUCUGUUUUGUUAAACAAUGAUGACACAAGGAAAUUAGUGGAGGAUUUUGCAAACGAUCAACAACUUUUCUUUGAAAAUUGGGGCAUGUCGUUCUUGAAGCUCACCAGUGUUGGAGUAAAAACAGGUGAUGAGGGUGAAAUUAGACGUUCUUGUGCUGCAACUAAUGCAUAA
Molecule: messenger RNA, 981 nt
Organism: Gastrolobium bilobum
Lineage: Eukaryota; Viridiplantae; Streptophyta; Magnoliopsida; Fabales; Fabaceae
Product: peroxidase 46-like
Exons: 4
Coding region: 1-981 (326 amino acids)
Biological process (GO): hydrogen peroxide catabolic process; response to oxidative stress
Molecular function (GO): peroxidase activity; heme binding
Source: RefSeq, a predicted model, not a curated record